UUCCAUUCUCUCUCUCUCUCUCUCUCUCACAGAUCCAGUGUUCUUCGUCUUCGUCACCAGAUUCAUCCCUUUCUUGAGGUGGAUCUCGCAUCGAAUUGGCCUCCUUGCGUUUGGGGGUUCAUUCUCCAGCCGGAUCUCGCUUUCCGGGGAUAGUCAACAAGCCCUAAGCCAUGAAUCCCUUCUCUUCGGGUACUCGUUUGAGGGAUAUGAUCCGUGCUAUACGUGCUUGUAAAACUGCAGCAGAAGAACGAGCUGUUGUAAGAAAAGAAUGUGCUGCUAUACGGGCUGCCAUCAGUGAAAAUGAUCAAGAUUAUAGGCACCGUAACCUUGCAAAACUAAUGUUUAUUCACAUGCUUGGUUACCCCACUCAUUUUGGUCAAAUGGAAUGCCUCAAAUUGAUAGCUUCUGCCGACUUUCCUGAGAAAAGGAUAGGAUAUCUCGGGCUUAUGUUGCUGCUUGAUGAAAGACAAGAGGUUCUUAUGCUGGUGACAAAUUCUUUAAAACAAGAUUUAAAUCAUUCAAAUCAAUUCAUUGUGGGCCUUGCUCUUUGUGCUCUCGGGAAUAUAUGUUCUGCAGAAAUGGCACGAGAUCUUGCUCCAGAAGUGGAAAGACUGCUACAAAGCAGAGAUCCAAACAUUAAGAAAAAAGCCGCUCUCUGUUCUAUAAGAAUUAUAAGAAAAGUUCCAGACCUGGCAGAAAACUUUAUGGGUCCUGCUGCUGGUUUACUUAAGGAAAAACAUCAUGGUGUAUUGAUUGCUGGAGUGCAGCUAUGCACUGAUUUAUGCAAAGCUAGUACAGAGGCAUUGCAAUACUUAAGAAAGAACUGUACAGAUGGAUCUAUUCGGAUAUUAAGAGAUGUGUCAAACAGCCCAUAUGCUCCCGAGUAUGACAUUUCUGGGAUUACGGACCCUUUCCUGCAUAUCAGAGUGCUUAAACUCAUGCGCAUGUUGGGUCAAGGAGAUGCAGAUGCAAGUGAAUACAUGAAUGAUAUUCUCGCACAGGUUGCAACUAAGACCGAGUCAAACAAAAAUGCUGGGAAUGCCAUUCUUUAUGAAUGUGUUGAGACUAUAAUGGGUAUUGAAGCUACUAGUGGUCUACGUGUUCUUGCAAUCAAUAUCCUGGGAAGAUUUUUAUCAAAUAGGGACAACAACAUCAGAUAUGUUGCACUGAACAUGUUGAUGAAGGCUUUUACAGUUGAUCCUCAAGCAGUCCAGAGACAUAGAUCAACGAUUUUGGAGUGUGUCAAGGACUCUGAUGCUUCAAUCCGGAAAAGAGCUCUGGAGCUUGUUUAUCUUUUGGUUAAUGAAACCAAUGUACAACCUUUGACAAAAGAACUUAUUGAUUAUCUGGAAGUAAGUGAACAAGAAUUCAAAGAAGAUCUUACGGCCAAAAUUUGCUCGAUCAUCGAAAAGUAUUCCCCAGAUAAGUUGUGGUACAUUGAUCAGAUGCUCAAGGUUUUAUCUGAGGCUGGGAACUAUGUAAAAGAUGAUGUCUGGCAUGCCCUUAUAGUUGUGGUGAGCAAUGCAUCCGAUCUUCAAGGGUACACUGUUAGAUCACUUUACAGGGCAUUGCAAUCUUCUCCUGAACAGGAAUCUUUAGUGCGAGUAGCUGUAUGGUGUAUUGGUGAAUAUGGUGAAAUGCUAGUCAAUAAUGUUGGAGUCCUGGAUGGAGAGGAACCAAUAACGGUAACAGAAUCUGAUGCUGUGGAUGUUGUAGAGGCUGCCUUGAGACAUCAUUCCUCAGAUAUUACCACUCGGGCAAUGUCGCUAAUUUCUCUAUUGAAGCUUUCUUCUCGUUUUCCCCCAACGACAGAGAGGAUACGCGAAAUAAUAACGCAUGAAAAAGGUAGUCUUUUGCUAGAACUGCAGCAAAGAUCGAUUGAGUUCCAUGCCAUUAUUCAGAAACAUCAGAACAUCAAAUCGUCUCUACUUGAACGGAUGCCUGUUCUGGAUGAGUCAACAUAUGUCAGAAAGAAAGUCGGAUCUUCAGAUGCAACCUUUUCUGCUGAUAAAACUGGCCAACGGGUCUCUGCUGGAACGCCAGUUAACAUUCCAAAUGGUGUGGCCAAGCAGCAAGCUGCACCCCUAGUUGAUUUGCUUGAUUUAAGCUCGGACGAUGUACCUGUGGCUAGUUCAUCUGCUACUGAUUUCCUGAAUGAUCUUCUGGGAGUUGAUUUGCCAAGUCAAUCAUCAUCAGGUGUUGUUUCAACAGGGACUACAGAUCUUUUGAUGGAUCUUUUAUCAAUUGGAACAUCUCCUGUGCAAAAUGAUUUGUUAGCACCUGAUAAUCACACCUCAUCAGUUGCAACAUCAGGGAAAAUACCAUCAGUUUCUUCCCCACCUUCUGUGAAAGGGGUUGCUUUAGAAACUAAAUCUCCUCAGGCUCCUGGUCCUUCACCUGUAUUAGAUCUGUUAGAUGGCUUGUCUGACAUGUCCUUCUCAGAUGAAAAUCCAACCUUCCCAUCUAUUACUGCUUUCCAGAGUAACUCAUUAAAGAUCACAUUCACUUUCACUAAGCAGCCUGGGAAACCUCAAGUUACACAGAUCAAGGCUAGUUUUACAAAUAUGUCAUCUAACACGUACACAGAUUUUCUAUUUCAAGCAGCUGUUCCAAAGUUUGUACAGUUGCAUCUUGACCCAGCCAGCAGCAACAUUCUUUCAGCCAGUGGCAAUGGGUCAAUUACUCAAACAUUAAGUGUUACUAAUACACAACAUGGGCAGAAAGCCCUCGCAAUGCGAAUAAGGAUAGCCUAUAAAGUGAAUAACCAAGACAUGCUGGAACAAGGACAAGUCAACAAUUUCCCUCAGGGAUUGUGAAAGUCAGGGGUUUGUUUCGACCGGAAACGAGAGGUGUGCCGUUUUUCUUUGUUCUAUCCCCUUCUUGAUGCAGUCAUCGAUGAGUGUUAUCUCAUGUUAGGAAAUCAUCGGGCCAUUAUCUAAUAUCGGGUUGUCCGCCCUGGUUCGUAUUUUGUAAUGAAAUGAAAAAACAGUGCCGAGCACUCCCCAAAUUUUUUCCGAUAGCAGGUUAACCAAUUUGUCACCUUUUUUUCUUGUAUAUUUUGCAUAUCAUAUCAUAUUAUAUCGGUUGUUUGAGUUUGAGGUGAAUUAUUCUAUUAUUCUUCCUUGUCAAAGUAAAAGCAGAUUGUAGUGUUGUAAACUCGCAGCGAGACGAUGAUGCUGAAAUUGUAUGAUUAUUUUUGUCACUUCCUGCUGCUUGUCAUACAUAAACUCUUCGAAAUCUUCGGCAUUAUUAUUCA
This is a messenger RNA of Dioscorea cayenensis subsp. rotundata (Guinea yam), 3256 nucleotides long. Its product is annotated as AP-1 complex subunit gamma-2-like. Gene Ontology annotation, biological process: Golgi to vacuole transport; receptor-mediated endocytosis; intracellular protein transport. The record is from RefSeq and is a predicted model, not a curated record. Gene Ontology annotation, molecular function: clathrin-cargo adaptor activity. The transcript is spliced from 18 exons. Lineage: Eukaryota; Viridiplantae; Streptophyta; Magnoliopsida; Dioscoreales; Dioscoreaceae. Bases 171 to 2816 code for a protein of 881 amino acids. Gene Ontology annotation, cellular component: Golgi apparatus; membrane coat; AP-1 adaptor complex.